Boeremia exigua is the source of this 1234-nucleotide messenger RNA. RefSeq lists its product as uncharacterized. NCBI's taxonomy places the organism in Eukaryota, Fungi, Ascomycota, Dothideomycetes, Pleosporales, Didymellaceae. Gene Ontology annotation, cellular component: endoplasmic reticulum. The coding region runs from base 472 to 906 and encodes 144 amino acids. The record is from RefSeq and is a predicted model, not a curated record. The transcript has 3 exons.
CUCAGCCUCCCUUCUCUUUUUGUGCACCGCAUCUGCCAACUCUUCUUGCAGACUCUGGAUCUCGUUCUUCUUUCCAUGCGCCUCCUCUAUUGUCUCAAGCUUCAUCCACCCAAAGUACGCCAACUGGUAUGUGAAGAGCGCGCCGAGGAAGCAUUUCAGUAUGGGUGCCGAAAAGGACUUGUAGAAGGCGCCAACUCUGGAGGGUUCUUUUGGUGGUUGCGGCGGAGGUGUCUGGGGCUCGAUGGAGAGAUUUCGUCGCGUGGUUCGUGUUAUCAUCUGACGGGCUGCGCUUUGGCGAACGAGUUGUGUUGCUCUGAUUGUAUUCAUCCUGGCGAUUGGGUGUUGGAUCCCGGUCCUUGCGUGUCGUUGCUUUUAGUCGAUUCAAUGGCUGAUCGAGAAUUGAAGUGCUGUUGGUCGGCGACAACGAAUUGAGUGCGUCGCGCUUUGAAUUGGAGGGUUGGUAUAGCGCUGAUGGAAGGGCGAAGCUCCAUCGCAACCACCGCAUCACCAAGCAAACCUCCGCCCGCACUCCGCACUAGCGCCGCGUCCGAGCUUCCUAAUUCCGUAAGGAACACCGUUGCAUCACUUGCGCAUCCCUAUAGCGCACUCGUUCCUUUACACAGUACUUCUUCCUUCACUCUUCUCUUCACCGCCCUCUCUCCGUCAAUCUUUCCCCAAAAACAAAACUUAACAACUCCCGUCGCAAUGGCCCAAACACCACAGCAGCGCCAGGCCAACAUGCGCUUUGCUAAGGCGCAGGAGAAGAAGAUGGGCAAGCCUGAGGGCCCUGUGGUCGUUAAGCCAAGGGGGCCGCAGAAGAGCCCCAUUAGCAAGGGCUGGAUCGUCCUGCUUGCUUUCGUUCUUUGCGGAGGUCUCCUUUUCGAGGUCAUCCGCAUGUUCUUCUAAACGCGAUUCCUUGCGCGCAACACACCGACAACGCUUUCGAACUCAAGAUCCCGCCGACGAGCCGAUACUGAGAUCACGUCUCGCGCGUGGUGGAGGUAUGGUGCUGGGAGACUGAACUACUGGGCGCGCUUCUCAAAAGCACUUUCUAUCUCUUUCGAUUGCAGCCUUUCAAUGCACACAUAGGGCGUGGCGUUUUGGCGUAUUAUAUCUCAGUGCAUAGAGCACGUUGGCCCUGGAUCGAGGUCGUACCAAUGGAAUUCGAAUUGACCCUCUACCACCUCAAUUACCACGUUCACAAGUGCAAGUGUCGGACCACGGUCAUUUAUUA